UCCAUCUCAGAGCAAAGGGGAUCGGGGAGAGUUGAACAGGUUCUAAAUCGAAGUGUCUCACGGUUUCAGGAGUUUGGAUUGUUAAUUCUUGUCUGAACCUGGCGGGUCAACAUGGGUUACAGGACUGUGGUGAUGUACUCAGAGAUUGGCUGCUUUGUGGUCUGCGUGGCUGGAUGGAUCCUGGUCUGUUCAACGCAGCCCACAGAGAUCUGGACUUGGUCUGAGGUUGGCAGUAUUGUCCUAACGACAUCCAACUACUUCUCCAAUCUGUGGAAGGACUGCAUUUCUGACUCUACCGGAGUAUCUGACUGUAAGGGAAUUCCAUCAAUGCUGGAAUUGAACUGGGACAUUCACAUGUGCCGAGCUCUCAUCAUCAUCAGCAUUAUCUUGGCCUUCUUCGGAUGCAUUCUGGUCUUAGUGGGAAUGAAGUGCACCAAGAUUGGGGGCUCAGAGAUUACCAAUGCAAAAGUAACAUUUGCUGGUGGAAUGAACUACCUUAUAGGAGGCCUGUCCGCAAUGACAGCGUUCUCAUAUUAUGGAAACAAAAUUAGAUCAGAGUUUGACAACCCCAACUUCGUUGAACAGAAGUUUGAGAUCGGAGUUGGAGUCUUCAUCGGCUGGGGAGGCUCCACUUUACUUGUUGCUGGAGGCCUUGUGUACUGUAUCUUAGCUGGCAGGGAAGCAUUCGACUCAAGACCAAAGAAAGACCUCGUUAACCAGUACCCUGGCUACACCUUUGUUCCGUCAAGAAAGAGCUACGCAUCAUCAGCUCGCACAGAGAUCACAGACACCAAGAAAACAAGAAGCCAAAGAAGCUCAAGCGAAAGCAGAAACAGCAGCAUCUCUACCAUCUCCAGCUAUACUAGACAGACGGGCAGCAAUGUUUACGUCUGAAUUUUAUUUGUAGAAGGGAAGCAAUGUGCAGUGCUAUGAAAAAAUAUUCGCUCUCCCUACAUAUAUUUUUCUGCUCCUUUUUCUUUCCCAUAUCUACAUUUUUAGAUCAAACAAGGCAUAAGACAUAUAUAUUCUAAAUUAAUGCAAAAUAUGGUUUUCAUAUGAUAAUUGCAUUAAGGGAAAAUUGUUGUAAAAAAAAAAAAAAAAUCAUCCAAUGUAAAAUAAGUAAUUUGUGUAAGCAUGAAUAAACUCACUAUCUUGAUUUUUAACCUUAUUUUGAGGUGGUUCCACUAGCCAAACCUAGGGCUUACCUGCAAGGCUUACAGAAUAGAUAUAUCCUUUUAUAUGCAGUAAAAAUAUGUCUGAUAAUAUGAAGAUAGAAAAAAUCUCCAACCAAAAGAACUGGACCAUUCCCUGAAGUUAGAGCUCUGGACAACCACAGUGAGAUUUGUUUUGCACACAUGGAGAAAACAUAAGGGAGUGGUUCAAGAUUAAAGCUUUAUUUCUUAUUCUUGAGAUACAAUUUUAAUUUACAGUAGUCAUUAAAGGUAGAAUAUAACAAACACAUCAAACAAAAGAAAAAUACGUGCGUGUGUAUGUGUCUUUGUGUGUCCUAAAUGGUCAGGCAAAAAAAUAACAAAGAAGUCAGAAACAUUCUUUAUACAAUAUCAUGAAAAGGUUGAGGCAAAAAUUAAGUUUAAUUUCAUAAAUAAAAUGAGAAAAACUUACAGAAAUAUGAGAACUAGACAAAAAAAUCAAGAAAUCAGGGCAAAGCAUUUGAGACACAGGAAGGGAACCAUUGGACAAUGAGGCAGAUGGAGAGAAGAG
Cyprinodon variegatus (sheepshead minnow) is the source of this 1722-nucleotide messenger RNA. Its product is annotated as claudin-10-like. The transcript has 5 exons. Gene Ontology annotation, molecular function: structural molecule activity. The coding region runs from base 112 to 894 and encodes 260 amino acids. The record is from RefSeq and is a predicted model, not a curated record. Gene Ontology annotation, biological process: cell adhesion; bicellular tight junction assembly. NCBI's taxonomy places the organism in Eukaryota, Metazoa, Chordata, Actinopteri, Cyprinodontiformes, Cyprinodontidae. Gene Ontology annotation, cellular component: plasma membrane; bicellular tight junction.